Molecule: messenger RNA, 3877 nt
Organism: Prinia subflava (tawny-flanked prinia)
Lineage: Eukaryota; Metazoa; Chordata; Aves; Passeriformes; Cisticolidae
Gene: DTX4
Product: deltex E3 ubiquitin ligase 4
Exons: 9
Coding region: 139-1989 (616 amino acids)
Biological process (GO): Notch signaling pathway; protein ubiquitination
Cellular component (GO): nucleoplasm
Molecular function (GO): ubiquitin protein ligase activity; zinc ion binding
Source: RefSeq, a predicted model, not a curated record
GAGGGGCGGCCCGGCCGUGCGCGGCUCCGGCCCCGGGCGGGGGCGGGCAGAGCCCUGCGCCGCGCCGAGCAUGCGAGAGCCGCCGGGGCGGGCGGCAGCGGCGCAGCCAGCCGGGGCCGCGGCCGGGGCGGCGGAGCCAUGCUGCUGGCCUCGGCCGUGGUGGUGUGGGAAUGGCUGAACGAGCACGGGCGCUGGCGGCCCUACAGCCCGGCCGUCAGCCACCACAUCGAGGCGGUGGCCCGCGCCGGGCCGCGGGCGGGCGGCAGCGUGGUGCUGGGCCAGGCCGACAGCCGCCUGGCGCCCUACAUCAUCGACCUGCAGUCCAUGCACCAGUUCCGCCAGGACACCGGCACCAUCCGGCCCGUCCGGCGCAGCUACUACGACCCAUCCUCGGCGCCAGGCAAGGGAGUCGUCUGGGAGUGGGAGAAUGACAGCGGCACAUGGACACCCUACGACAUGGACGUGGGCAUCACCAUCCAGCGCGCCUACGAGAAGCAGCACCCCUGGGUGGACCUGAGCGCCAUCGGCUUCUGCUACGUCAUCGACUUUGCCACCAUGGGCCAGAUCAACCGGCAGACCCAGCGCAAGCGCCGCGUGCGCCGCCGCCUCGACAUGGUCUACCCGCUGGUGUCGGGCACGCUGCCCAAGUCGCAGUCGUGGCCGGCCAGCCCCGGGGCGGCGGCGGCCCCGCCGGUGCCCGCCUGCACCUGUCCCCAGUGCCUCCUGGUGAUGAGCGUCAAAGCCGCCGCCGGCCCCGGUGCCGCUGCCCCGCAGCCCCGCAAAGCUGCCCCCGCUCCGCCGGCCGUCCCCAAGCCCCCGCUGCCCGCGGCGGGGCCAAAGGCGCCGGACGGCGUGGCCGCGGCGCGCGGCUCGCUGAAGCCGCUGGCGGCGCAGGGCGGCCAGCGGCAGGCAGCCAGCACACCCGCCCUGAGCUUGGCCAGCGCCUCCGGCAGCCCCCCCGGCGUGGGCAGCGGCAAAGGCGCCCGGCCCGGCCUCGGCACCCUGAACCGCAGCCACCUGCAGCGCCUGGCCAUCGCCCAGUCCCGCGUGCUCAUCGCCUCCGGGGUCCCCACCGUCCCUGUGAAGAACCUCACUGGCUCCAGCCCCGUCAACCCAGCACUGGCAGGGAUCACGGGGAUCCUGAUGAGCGCGGCCGGGCUGCCUGUGUGCCUGACCCGGCCCCCCAAGCUGGUGCUGCACCCCCCACCCGUCAGCAAGAGCGAGAUCCAGUCCAUCCCCGGCAUCUCCCACUCCUGCCGCAAGACCACCAAGAAACAGGCCAAGAAGGGUAAAACCCCGGAGGAGGUGCUGAAGAAAUACCUGCAGAAGGUGCGGCACCCGCCGGAUGAGGACUGCACCAUCUGCAUGGAGCGGCUCUCGGCCCCCUCUGGCUACAAGGGGCCCCAGCCGGCCGUCAAGCCCGACCUCGUGGGGAAGCUGGUCAAGUGCAGCCACGUCUUCCACCUCCACUGCCUGGUGGCCAUGUACAACAACGGCAACAAGGAUGGGAGUCUGCAGUGUCCCACCUGCAAAACCAUCUAUGGGGUGAAGACGGGGACGCAGCCUCCCGGGAAGAUGGAAUAUCACAUCAUCCCCCACGCGCUGCCCGGCCACGCUGACUGCAAAACCAUCCGCAUCAUCUACAACAUUCCCCCGGGGGUGCAGGGACCAGAGCAUCCAAACCCUGGGAAGAGCUUCACGGCCCGUGGCUUCCCCCGGCACUGCUACCUGCCAGACAGCGAGAAGGGCAGGAAGGUACUGAAGUUGCUGCUGGUGGCCUGGGACCGGCGCCUGAUCUUUGCCAUCGGAACCUCCAGCACCACGGGCGAGUCGGACACGGUGAUCUGGAACGAGAUCCACCACAAGACGGAGUUCGGCUCCAACCUCACUGGCCACGGCUACCCCGACAUCAACUACCUGGACAAUGUCUUGGCUGAGCUGGCAGCCCAGGGCAUCACCGAGGAGAGCCUGGCGCAGGAGAAGGACUGAGACCGUGCCGAGGAGGCAAGGAAAGGGCUGCCUGUGCCGGCACCCACCAGGAUAAAGCUGCUGGAGAUGCCUGCCUGGGGGCUUUUUGGGGCACACCUGGAGCCCCCCGCUCCCAGUGGCAGCCACGCAGUGCCCCAGGCUGGCUGGGAAUGUGGGAGAAGGUCCUUUUGGCCAUCCCCUUCACUCCUGCAGGGCAGGAACAUCCCCACACACAGCUGUGGGGCUUCAGGCUGGCUUGGCCACCCCUCUGGAUGGUGUCUUGUCCUCGCUGCCACUGUGCUGAGGGUUGGGGAGUGCCAGGCUCCCCCAUCUCCUCAUCUGUGCCGGUCCCAGCCUGACCCAACACCCCUGCCACCCACCUGGGGCUGGGACCUGGCUUGGGGUGGGGCUGGGGCCACGGGAGACCCCCUUGCUCUGCCUCAUCCCCCUGACGUUUGUUUUGUUUGUUUGUUUGUUCUGUCCGGUACCUCCCCACUGGUCUCCUGUGUCUGUGGAGGUUGGGGGGCCCUGGGCUCCCCCAGCCCUGCGCCCCCUGCUCCUCUUGGCUGUGUCUGAGCUGUGCCCUGCAGGGUCCCCUUGUCUGGGCUGCCCCUGCCUCUGCAUGCCAGGGAGGGGCUGGUGGGUGGUAGGAAGUGUAUGGGGGGGACAAUGACAUCCCAGCCUCCCACAGUGGGUUCCUUGAACUGUUCGUAUGGGGCCGUCCCCACAUUGGAAUUUCUAUAUACCUCGUGUUUUGGGGUUUUGUCGUAUAUAUGUACAUAUAGGGGGGGCAUUUGGGGGGACAGCCUGGGAGAACGUGGUGCUGCAGCCGGGCUGGGGCUGGGUACAGCGGUGCUUGGGGUUGGGACGGGGGCUGUGGGCCCCCCCACCCCGACAGGGCUCUACCCCACGCGAGUGGGGUCACUUGUGGGUCCCCAUGGGGCCAGGUGCAGGUGGGGUGAGAAGUGUCCCCCUUCCUGCCCCCGGUGAGGCUUUGGGGGGCUCUGGAGGGGAAGGUGGCUGGUGAGGGGUUGGCUUGGGCUGGGCCAGGAGGGUGGUGUGGGUAGGAGAGUGUGGGUGAUGGGGGUGGGGGAAGUGUGUUCCAAGGCUCUGGGGGUCCCUGUCAGCCCCCUGGGGUGACUGGGCCUUGGAGUGCCCUGGGCUGGUGGAAGGCAUCCCUGCCCAGGGCAGGGAUUAGGAAUGAGUCUGUGGGGUCCCUUCCAUCCCAAAGCAGGGAUUCUUGGGGCCUCUGGGAGCCACCUGUGCCAGGUGCUGGGGGGGUCCCUGGCCCUCUGUGCUGGGUGGGAGGGGGGCCCCUCCCGCUGUGCAUCGUUCUGUUGUCGUUGCUGUUUUUUCCCCUCCGUGGCCUGGAGGGUCUGUUACCCUCGGGCCACCCCAUGGAGGGGCUGGGGGUCAAUAAAGCGGAUGGCAGGGGACUCCGGCGGUCCCUGCAUGGCCUGGCCUCGCCUCUCCAUUGUCUUCUGUCAGUCAUCUGUGUGGCCAGGCGAGCCAGGGGCGCUGUGUGCAGGGUCAGGCACCCCAAGUCCCCCUGAUGUCCCUUUGCGCUAAUCCGUGUGCCCAGCUGCCCUCAGCGUGGGGUGUUAUCUUCUACCUCAGGGGAGAAACCCUCUUUCCCCAGGCACACGCCCCUGUUUGGGUGGCUCUCAGCGGUGUGAUUUCUCCUCCAUGCACGCCCUGGGUUUUCCCCAGAGCAGACAAAGCCUGUCUGGAGCUAUGCAAAACCCUCUGGGCGAGAAGGGGGAGGAUCCCCCAUCCUCCGCGGUGCCAGCCCGAUGGCUCUUACUGUGAGUAAGUCUUUCCACUACGUGACUUUUUUUUCCUUUUUUUAAUGCUCUGUUGACUACACGAUGAGUUGCUGGCUGAAAUAAAACUGCUCCGUGCCUCUCUG